UCAACAAAACAUGGGCUCCUGGAAGUUUCUACUCAAGAUCAUAUCCUUUAUAUUAUUUUGUCCUGCAUUAAAAGUUGGUGCAGCUCCAUCAGUUUAUGUUAAUAAUGUAGAUGCGGGAGAAUUACGUGAGGAUAUCCUUGACAUUAAUCUUGCUUCUCAGAGACAUUUGUUUGAAGGCGAUAUUGCAAUUGAUCCUGGAAGAAAUGCACUCAGAAAUGAAACCACUAGAUGGAAGUUUCCAAUUCCCUACAUUCUGACUGAUUCUUUAGAUUUAAAUGCAAAAGGUGUCAUUCUCCAAGCUUUUGAAAUGUAUCGCUUGAAAUCUUGUGUGGACUUCAAGCCUUAUGAAGGAGAGCAAACAUUCCUGUCCUUUCAAAAGCUAGAUGGAUGUUGGUCCUAUGUUGGAGAUUUCCAUGAAGGUCAAAAUGUGUCCAUUGGUGAAAGGUGUGACACAAAGGCAAUUGUUGAGCAUGAAGUACUUCAUGCUCUGGGUUUUUAUCAUGAACAAUCCAGGACAGACCGUGAUGAUUAUGUAAAAAUUUGGUGGGAUGAAAUUAUUCCUGGAAGAGAACACAACUUUGUCAAAUACGAUGAUGAAUUCAUUACUGACUUGAACACGCCAUAUGAUUAUGAAUCCAUAAUGCAUUACAGACCUCUUUCCUUCAACAAAAAUGAAAGUGUGCCAACCAUUACAACUGUAAUACCAGCCUUUAAUGACAUCAUCGGGCAACGUCUGGAUUUCAGUACUCUUGAUUUGGUUAGACUGAACCGAAUGUACAACUGUACUUCUUCCAUUACACUUCUUGACCAGUGCUCCUUUGAGUUAAACAAUAUCUGUGGCAUGAUACAAAAUGAGGAGGACAGCGCAAACUGGGGUCAUACUCUGAGUGUGCCAGGAAUAGAGGAUCACACUCUACUCGGGCGGUGCAGAGAUGCUGGAUAUUUUAUGCACUUUGAUGCAUCUAAUGGACAAGUGGGCAGAAGUGCGCUCCUGGAAUCUCGUAUUCUAUACCCAAAGAGAAACCAACAAUGCCUUGAAUUCUUCUACAAAAUAAAAGGAGACCCAAAGGAUUUGCUGGUGAUCUGGAUUAAAAUGGAUGAUGGCUCUGGGAAUCUCCGGAAACUUGUGAAAGUAAAAACUAUCAAAGGUGAUGGACAGGACUCCUGGAAAAUUGCUCAUGUGAAUCUUAAUGUCAGAAGCAAAUUUCGUUACAUCUUCCAGGGUAUUGUGGGAUCCCAAAACACAACUGGUGGUAUUUUUGUUGAUGAUGUCACUCUGACAGAAACUAAAUGCCCUGGUGCUGUCUGGCAAAUUCAGAACUUCACCAGUCUUCUUCAGACUCCUGGAACAGCGUAUGUAAAGGAAAGUCCAAUCUUUUACAGCCCUGAAGGCUACAGGUUUGGAAUAACAUUACAUUCUCAUGGCCCAAUGAAUUCAACAUAUGUCAACUACACAAGGGUUUACUUUCACCUGUUCAGCGGUGAGAAUGAUGAAGCUCUGGAGUGGCCAGCACAGAACAGGCAAGUCACAAUCAUUGCCAUGGAUCAAGACCCUGAUGUAAGACUCAGAAUGUCAGUUAGCAGGAGCUUCACUACCAAUACAGAAUCAGUGUGGAACAAGCCAUCCAUAAAUGGAGAAUGGGAUCCAGUAUGUAACUGUUUCAAAGGACAUGAAUUUGGAUGGAACACCUUUGUUUCACAUCAACAGUUAUUCAGAAGGAGUUUCCUGAAAAACAAUGACCUAAUUUUACUUAUAGAUUUUGAAGAUUUGACUCACUUGGUGAAGACAGGAGUACCUGUUAAACCGAGAAAUCCCAGUGGCAAUCGCAACCCCAUGGAAGAUGCUCUAAACUCUGUCAACAUCCCAAAACCACGACAAGUACGAUCUGCACCCACUGAACUCUGCCACCCUAACUUCUGCCUCAAUGGCGGUGUGUGCAUGACAAGAAAUGGAAAACCCACCUGCAGGUGUGCUUUGGGCCAGAUGUCUGUCUUCUUCGGUGAGAGGUGCGAGAAGCAGCAGGUCAAUGGGCAUGCUGUGGGAGUGAUGAUUGGAGGAGCAACAGGCACACUUGCCUUGAUGAUAACUAUCAUUGCAAUCAUCCUUAAAAGACGUUAUUAAACAUGAAUUGUCUUCCUUAUAUAUAUAUAUCCAUACAGUAUAUCACGCAUGAAACAUAGCCAUUAAUUGAGUUAUAACACCAUUGGAAUUAACUUUUAAAAUAUUUGUAAAUUCUGUUUAAAAAAUAAUUGAAACCCAAGAUUUAAAUUCCAAUACUAAAUUGUUCCACCAUUAUUUCUUUUUAUAGGAACAUUCAUCUCAUUCAUCUUGUAUUAUCAUCUUGUCUUUUGCUUUGCAUGUAAAUUUCUAAGAUUAUUAAUGAUUGAUGCAAAUGUUUCAUUGACUUUAUAGACAGGAUGUUCCAACUUGGGGAUGGUCGAUUAGCACCUUUUUAUUAACUUUUAAUUAAAUGUAUGUUUGCUCUAUAUUCAGGAACUGGUCCCAUAGAAAGUGACUGCUGUAAUGUUGUUGCUAAGGUUUUAUUAAAGCUACAUUUCCUUGCAUAUGACUCAUGAGUAUAUGGGUCAAAUUUAUAACAUUAGGAUUAGGAUUAUGCAUAACCAUAAUUAGGACUACAGACAAAUAAAUUAAUAUAUGAUUUAUAUUACAGUAUUAUAUUAUGCACAGUAAGUGUAAUGGAAGAAGUACAGUAGCUCUCAUGGAAGAUUUUAACUUUCCUUUCACAUUUUGUUAAAAAAACAAUAUUGUAGCAUCCCGCUCUAGAAUUGCUUCAGUGACUUUUCCCCUUCUCCCCAGGGUCACUUUUCCCAUAUUUUCACCAUAUAAGGGUUAAGAGACAAUGCUUACCUUUUCUCCUUCAUGUUCUUAAGGAAAGCACAUGUUUCCCUCUCUAUGCUUGUCUCCCAUUGUAAAAUAAAAGGGCAAUAAAGCUUCCCUUUGAGCCUGCAA
Messenger RNA from Lepisosteus oculatus (spotted gar), 2971 nucleotides. It is a transcript of the gene mep1a.2, whose product is annotated as meprin A, alpha (PABA peptide hydrolase), tandem duplicate 2. Gene Ontology annotation, cellular component: membrane. Gene Ontology annotation, molecular function: protein binding; metalloendopeptidase activity; zinc ion binding. Gene Ontology annotation, biological process: proteolysis. The record is from RefSeq and is a predicted model, not a curated record. NCBI's taxonomy places the organism in Eukaryota, Metazoa, Chordata, Actinopteri, Semionotiformes, Lepisosteidae.